Myripristis murdjan (pinecone soldierfish) is the source of this 2502-nucleotide messenger RNA. RefSeq names its product programmed cell death 10a (gene pdcd10a). Gene Ontology annotation, cellular component: FAR/SIP/STRIPAK complex. The record is from RefSeq and is a predicted model, not a curated record. Lineage: Eukaryota; Metazoa; Chordata; Actinopteri; Holocentriformes; Holocentridae. Gene Ontology annotation, molecular function: protein kinase binding. Gene Ontology annotation, biological process: positive regulation of MAP kinase activity; regulation of Golgi organization. Bases 473 to 1105 code for a protein of 210 amino acids. The transcript is spliced from 8 exons.
ACCCCGCCCACUCCAGCCCUGGGUUUGCCUUUGGCUACCGUUUUGUCAUGCAGAAAACUUCCUGAAUGAGAUAUCAACCACAACAGAGGUAGCCGACAAUUUCAUAGCCUUUUUACAGCCAACAAUACCGAAACAACUCUUCUAAUUUUCCAACGUUUCCAACGCUACGGUAGCUACGACGGUUUUGCCUCCAAAGACAGAGCUAGCAACAUAGUUAGCUAAGGACGGAGUUGUUCACCUGCCCAAAGCUGCUAACCUAGCUGGCUAACCCCAACGACACAAAGCUAUUGUUUGUUUCCUUACCUUAUUUAUCUCCGUUUCACCGGCACACCACCUUUCUCCAGUGGUACCUCGCCCUGGAUUUUCCGGCAGAAGCUCGCAGGUCCUUGUCUGCUCCCAUUCUGUCACUCUCUGUGAGUGAUUGAAUGCAGUGAAACCUGCAUUGGUACACACACACACUGACUGGUCAAGGAUGACCAUGGAAGACAUGAAGAAUGAAGCCGAUACCACCGCGAUGGUCUCCAUGGCUCUCUAUACUGUGAUGUACCCAGUCUUUAACCAGCUGGAGAAAGUCAACUUAUCAGCAGCACAGACCUUGCGAGCAGCCUUUAUAAAGGCGGAGAAGGAGAACCCAGGGCUGACCCAGGACAUCAUCAUAAAAAUACUAGAGAAGAAGAACUUAGAAAUCAGCUACACCGAGUCUCUACUUCGAAUGGCUGCAGAUGAUGUUGAAGAGUUCCUGAUUGACAGGCAGGAGGGCGAGUUCCAGGAGCUGAACGAGAGGGCCAGAGCUCUGAAACACAUCCUGAGCACAAUACCUGACGAGAUCAACGACAGAGUACGCUUCCUACAGACCAUCAAAGACAUUGCCAGUGCCAUAAAGGAGUUGCUAGACACAGUCAACACCGUCUUCAGGAAAUACCACUAUCAGAAUAGACGGGCUCUGGAACAGCAGAAGAAAGAGUUUGUGAAAUACUCCAAGAGCUUCAGCGACACUCUCAAAACCUACUUCAAAGAUGGAAAGGCAAUAAACGUGUUUGUCAGCGCCAACCGGCUCACCCACCAAACCAACAUGAUACUGCAGGCCUUCAAGACUGUGGUGUAAAAGCCUAAGAAGACCCGUGCUCUGUGCACACACUUUCUUUUUUUUAAAAUCAUAGAAUAGGUGAUAUGAAGCUUUGUAAUUUGUAAAGACUUUUUUUAUGGGGACGUAUAAUUUAUAAUGCUGUAGCUUUGAUGGGAGAUGAGGUAGUUUGAGGUUCAAAGUGAAUCAGUUUGACAGUAAUUGUCAGAGAAUUUCAAUUCUUUUGUGUUGCUCUUUUAUUGGAUUUCUGCAUUUGUGCUUUUUGAUUCAUUCAUUUAUAUAUUUCCCUUUUUUUUAGUGCUAUAUAAAUCUGGGAAAAGUAUGGCAAAAAUAUGAUAAUUUGUGCUUAAAAGUGUGGGAAUGGUAAGGAAUGUUUGAUAUUAAUAUUAACUGAACUGAUAUUUUUUUAAGUCAAGUCAAGAAAUUUCAGAAAAUGCCCAGAAAAAUCUAUAUCAAAGAAAAAAAUCCACCUGAAAAGAGCUAUAGCCAAUGUGGUCUGCGGUUCUAGUACAUCUUUCACUUUGUUGUUUGGUGGUGUAUUUCUCUUAUUUCUCUGAUUGACUGGCCUAACAUGGAUAGCACAUCACAUCAAGAUAUUUUCAGCGCAGCUACAAUAGAGUAUGAUGAUGAAAAAUCUUUAAGCUUUCCGAAAAUUAGCAGUCUACAUCAGGUUUUGGUGCCAGAGCUUCAGAAUCAGAGAGCAAGGACUUUUUUCAAACCAUUCCAGGGUGUAGUCAUGAUUGGAAACAUGUCACAGUGUUCACAAAUCUGUUGCCUAGCCGUAUUUAUAUGCUCAUACACUUGCCUUUGACUGAAAGCAACAAGUUCACGCCCCUUCUCUGGAGUCUUCUUGGAAAUUUAGAAAAUCAGUAAAGUAGGAGUGGACCUUGCAAGUUCCAAGAAAGUCGGUACAACAAAGUGUACUAUAGUACUUGAUUGCAAAUCAAUGCCUUUCAUGCUCUGGACAUCACAAAUUUAUGAUGUCAGUGUCGGAGUACUUGAGAAUGUUUUCUUUCUCUUUAACUGCUAGCCGUAUAGACAUGAAAAUAGAACUUUAAUUCUUAAGUACAUUAUUAUCAAGAUGGUACAAUUUACAAUUAGAUUAUAAAGAGUUAGAUGCUUUUAGACCAGUUACAUAGCCUGUAUGAAGUUCACCAUAAUGUAUAGGAAUGCAAAUGUCAUUUUAUUUCUUUGCCUUUUUUCUCUGUUUCUCUUUGACUAACUCUCUGAUUUUUAUUCUGGGCCCGUAAAGUGGCCACGGACACAUUCCUUCAAGCAAAUGUAAAUAUAAUACACGGACCUGAGCAUUUCUCUCACACUCUGACUCGGAACAGCGAGACAUGACGAUGUGUGUUGAACAAACGCUUUGGAGUUGCAAAGUGUUCCCAAUAAAUGAGUUUCAAACAUUUGGGAAAGAU